AGGGAGCUUGAGGAGUGGCUGGAAGGAGAGAAACGUUAGCUAGCUAGCUAUUAUUAGCUUUUAAAACAGUUAAUUAUUGCAUAAUAGAGGACUUUAUGUGAGAACUAUUCUAGCCGAAGAGGACGGGAGAGAAAGAUGACUGGGGAAAGUGAGUUGGCGAUAAAAGAGGCGUUUCAGCGCGCUCAGAAAGGACACAAUAACAAGGCUAAACUGGUGGCCAGUCUCAAGAACACGUACAACAAGUUGGAGGACAAGACAUUGUUCCACGAGGAGUUUUUCCAGUACCUGAAGCACGCCAUGAUCGUGUACAAGAGAGAACCGGCUGUGGAAAACGUCAUAGAGUUCGUCUCCAAAUUCUCCACCAGCUUCCAGACGCCUUCCACCGAGGGAGGAGAGGAAGAGGACGAUGAAGAAGAGGACGAGAACCCCUUCCUCAGUUACAUGUUCAACUUCCUGUUGGAGUCCCACAAGGCCAACAGCCACGCGGUGAGGUUCCGUGUGUGUCAGCUGAUCAACAAGUUGCUAGGCAGCAUGGCGGAGAACGCCCAGAUCGACGAUGACCUUUUUGACGGUAUCCACCAGGCCAUGUUGGUCCGAGUCACAGACAAGUUCCCCAACGUCAGGAUCCAAGCCUCUCUGGCCAUGGCUCGACUACAGGAACCGCAGAACCACCAAUGUCCCACUGUUAAUGCCUAUCUGUUGAUCUUGGAGAAUGAUUCCAACCCGGAGGUUCGUCGAGCCGUUCUGUCCUGCAUCGCCCCCUCCUCUCUCACCCUCCCCAAGAUACUGAAACGCACCAGAGACGUCAAGGAGAGUGUCCGCAAACUGGCUUACCAGGUUCUGGCAGACAAGGUCCACAUCAGAGCUCUGAGUAUCGCCCAGAGGGUCAGUCUGCUGCAGCAGGGUCUCCACGAUGCCGCAGACUCGGUGAGGGAGGUGGUGCAGGUCCGUCUCCUCCCAGCCUGGCUGAAUCUGCUCCAGGGUGACGUGUUGGAGCUGUUACACAAACUGGAUGUAGAGAACUGCUCUCAGACCGCCCUGGACACACUGACCGCUCUGUUCACACACACACCUCAGGACCAGCUGCUGGACCACCGCCUCCAGCUGGACAACAGGAUGCUGGUCCCGGCUGGGUCUCUGUCCUGUGAGGGCGUGUUGUACUGGAGAGCUCUGUGUGAGUUCAUUAAGACUAAAGGAGAUGAAGGAGAGGAGAUGUUGGAGAAGCUGCUGCCAGAGGCUGCUAUCUUCUCUGACUACCUCUACGGAUAUGUGAAGGGCCUGCCAGUGCUGUCUGCAAACCAGAGAAGCAUUACUACUAGGUAUGUGAAGCGUGUCCCGGUGCUGUCUGAAGAGCAGAAAGGAGACUUUGCUCAGCUGGAGGAGGUGAUGACUAAAGAAUUUAUCUCUCAACAACUCAUCCACCUCACUGGCUGUCUGGAUACCAAUGAAGAGGGAGGAAGGAAGCGUGUGGUGGCUGUGUUACAGGAGAUGCUGGUCCUACCUCAGACUCCUGCCUCUCUGGUCUCUCUGCUGACGGAGAAACUACUGACCCUGAUACCUGACGAUCACAGACGCACUCAGACCGUGGCGGAGGCGAUCUCGGAGGUGCGUGAGCCCAUCGUAGUCGUCAGACAGCCGCUGGAUGAGAACGAGAACCGCAGGAAACAAGUUAAGGUAAUCACUCUGCUGUAUCUCUCCUUUAUUCUCUCUCUAAUCCUCCCUCUUUCCAUCCUCUCCCUCUCUCUUCUCUCUCUAAUCCUCCCUCUUUCCAUCCUCUACCCCUCUCUCCUAUUCCCUCUCCUUUACCUCUCCCUCUCUCUACAAAAGAAUAUCCUUAUCAUGAGGUAUUCUACCUCAGGAGAGCAGAUAUAAACUCUCUUGGUAAAU
Salvelinus fontinalis (brook trout) is the source of this 1887-nucleotide messenger RNA. Its product is annotated as condensin complex subunit 3-like. The transcript is spliced from 12 exons. Lineage: Eukaryota; Metazoa; Chordata; Actinopteri; Salmoniformes; Salmonidae. The record is from RefSeq and is a predicted model, not a curated record. Gene Ontology annotation, cellular component: condensin complex; cytoplasm; condensed chromosome. Gene Ontology annotation, biological process: mitotic chromosome condensation. Bases 136 to 1872 code for a protein of 578 amino acids.